UUCGUUACAUCAGAGACCCUCUCCGUGCCACAUCACACAUUGUCUUGUAGACCUGGGGUUGUGGCUUAUACGACCGACGAAUAACUUAACACGGACAAUACCUACCGGGAGCAGAUCCGCUUCGACUGCAGCAACGAUUCUUCACAGCCACGUUACCCAUCUGCAAGCUUCAAUUCAAUUUACGGUUCCCAAUCCAGCCACCCAGACCACCCCUUCUGGCUGGGCUUGGCGCCAUUCCAAAGGAGUUGUGUGUGGUAGCAGUGCGUCUAUACGGCGGGAGAGAAAAGCUACGCUAUUAGUUUAGCCCCAAGUCAGAAUGUCGCUACUUCAGAUUCCCUAUCGGGAAGCCCGUGAUGGCUUCUGGGGAGAGCAAACAUCAACCUUGAACUGGUGUGAAGAGGAUUAUAACAUCACAUACUAUUGUGCCGAGCUGGUCAACACAUUAACCAACUUGAUGUUCAUGUGGCUUGGAGUCAAGGGAAUACGAAAUGUCCUUGAGUUCAAGCACUCGCCUAUCUUUCUCCUGGCCUAUGUUGGCUACAUGGUGGUCGGCCUGGGCUCUAUGGCGUUCCAUGCAACUCUUAAGUACGAGAUGCAACUGGCCGAUGAGCUGCCCAUGAUUUAUACCGUCUUUAUCAUGUGCUAUGCCACAUUCUCCUACAAGAGAUCCCCGAGGACUCAACUUUUGAUUGCCUCGAUCAUGAUUGGACUUGGUAUCUUUAUCACUGUCUACUACCUUUAUGCGAAAAACCCAGUGUUCCAUCAAGUGGCUUUUGCUCUUAUCACUGCCACCACCGUUUUCCGCGGCUUCUAUGUUAUGGAGUAUCAGUUGAGGCCGCAGCUUAGGGAGAGAAAUCCUAUCGUCUGCAGCCGGAUCAUGCGCGAGAUGUGGACGUUGGCAUUGGUUUCCAUCAUUACUUUUGUUGGCGGUUUCUUCAUCUGGAAUAUGGACAACAUCUUCUGCAGACACCUCACCACCGCGAAGAACCAGCUGCAACUCCCAUGGUCCAUUGUGCUCGAAGGUCAUGGCUGGUGGCAUAUCCUUACUGGCCUUGGUGCAUACGAAAUGAUUCUCUGGCGCAUCUGGCUGGUUCGUUGCCUCGGCGGCGAUGAAGAGAAGUUCAUGCUUGACUGGCGGCCUUGGAGUUCUAUUCCCAAGGUUGUUCCCAGGACUUAUAAGGGGGCAACCAAAAGCAGCUGAAUAUACCCAAAAGAGGACGGGUGUACUCAACUAAUAGACUAAAGGCCGACUCGAGAGGAUGUGCCGAUGGAAGUUUCGCUAUCUUGUUUGUAGGAUGAUGCUACUGGCAUGGAGGCGGAACCCUCCUGGUGAACCGAUGACGGUCACCU
Molecule: messenger RNA, 1350 nt
Organism: Neurospora tetraspora
Lineage: Eukaryota; Fungi; Ascomycota; Sordariomycetes; Sordariales; Sordariaceae
Product: alkaline phytoceramidase
Exons: 6
Coding region: 317-1201 (294 amino acids)
Biological process (GO): ceramide catabolic process; ceramide biosynthetic process
Cellular component (GO): endoplasmic reticulum membrane
Source: RefSeq, a predicted model, not a curated record